Messenger RNA from Grus americana (Whooping crane), 2451 nucleotides. It is a transcript of the gene CENPN, whose product is annotated as centromere protein N. The record is from RefSeq and is a predicted model, not a curated record. Gene Ontology annotation, biological process: CENP-A containing chromatin assembly; chromosome segregation. The coding region runs from base 217 to 1254 and encodes 345 amino acids. Lineage: Eukaryota; Metazoa; Chordata; Aves; Gruiformes; Gruidae. The transcript has 11 exons.
UGGCCGGGCGGGUGGCUGGAGACAGCGUCGCUCCCGCCGUGUGCGGUGGGUAGGUAGGGUCGUGGCGCUCCGCUCGGCCUCGCGGUUCUCUUCGCGUCCGUGCUCGCUGUCUGAGGUUUCCUGGAUACUCAUCGAACUGGACAAGCAGUAGCCCUUGGUGAGGACCAGCGCCCCGUCCCUCUCCGGAAGCACGCACCAGGCCUCGGUGACUUCAUCAUGGAUGAAACUGUUGCUGAAUAUAUCCGAAGAACUGUACUAAAAAUCCCACGAGAUGAAAUCAAGACAAUGCUACAGAAAUGGGGCUUUCUCUCAGAGGCGCAGCUGCAAACCAUAAACUUCCAUCAGUUAAAGGAUAACAUUUCUCAAGAUGUUGUUCAGCUCUGUGAGGAGAAUUCUGCAGACAUAAAGCAAGCAGCUGUCCUAGACAUAAUUUACAACUACAUCUACCCAAACAAAAGAGUAUGGAGUGUUUACCAGAUGAACAAAACAGGGGAAGAAACAGAUUUUUUUGACUUAACAGAUUUCAAAAAAAAAAUUAAAAGACGACUUCGCUCAGCCUUGAAAAAUGUCACCAUCACCUUUAGAGAAUAUGACGAUAAUGCAGUCUGGAUUAGAAUUGCCUGGGGAACACCAUAUACAAAACCAAACCAGUACAAAACCAGCUAUGUUGUAUACCAUUCACAGACUCCCUAUGUCUUCAUUUCUGCCUCGGUGCUUAAGAGCAACUUGCCUCUGCUAUGUCAGGCUCUGGUUGUUGCUUCCAAUUACCAUGACAUCCGUGAAAUGGAGCUUCGAAGUCAUUCUUUAAACUCCCUUAAAGAUAUUGUGUUUAAGAGAUAUAGCCAGAACUUCCAAACUUAUUAUCCGAAACCUCUACGAGAAAGGGAUGUAGCACCAGAAACUGAUUUAAGGAUAAUUCAAGAAAACAAAAACGAGAAAGAAAGAAUAGAGAGAGUGAAUCGGGAAAUUUUUGGUGAUGGUCCCCAACCAAAACUCGAAUUUGCACAAUAUAAGCUUGAGACCAUGUUUAAAAGUGAUCCUAAAAUGGAUGUUUUGGAUAAAAAAGAACCGUUCAGAUGUCUGGUCAAGUUUUCUAGUCCACAUCUUUUAGAAUCGCUGAAAUCCUUGGCACCAGCAGGUAUGGCUGAUGCACCACUUUCACCGCUACUCACGUGUAUACCGCAAAAAGCUAGGAAUUAUUUUAAAAUUAGAGAGAAAAAAGGUUUAUUUCCAGGAAGCUUUGUAAGCCCUUAAUUUAAAAGUGAUUAAUAGAGAAAUAUACAACUCACUUGUUACUGGUAUUAAUCUAAAUCAUCAUAAACUUUAAGACAGAUUUUUAAAAAAUAACAUUCCUUGAUAAUCCCUUAAAGUUUUUUCUAAGUUAUGGCUUCUUUGAAUUAUUUUCCCACAUUUGUCUUUAACAGAAAUUAGCCCUUAAAUAACUUUGCAACUAAUUUUUAUUAUUAUUUUUAUACAGAGACAUGGGGUUUUUUAAAUUUAAAUGUGAUGACUGCUCUUAACUGUAUUUUUAAUAAUAUUUGUGAAGUUAAAGCUAGCUAAAGCUUAAUAAAGAUACAGUAAGAGCUGUAGCUGUUCCAUUUACUGUCAUAGCUGUAGAUGGUGGAGAUAUUCCAGGUGGCCGCCUUACUUCAGCUCCAGUUUAGCUGCAUAACGGAAUACGUGCCCCAUUUUCAACAUGUGAAUAGUCCCAUUCAAGUAGUGGAACUACCCAUCUGCAAGUCAGGCCUGCUUUUAUCCUAGUAGAUGAAGAUUACAUUCAAAAACCAUUGCAGGGCAUGGGGAAGAAGGGACUCUUGGAAGUUUCCAUCCAGCUUUAAUGGAUAUUAAUUCAGAUCCAGCGUUUUCACUCACCAAGGGCAACAGCCAGUAACAAAUACUUAAAUUAAAAACAAAAUAAAAAUCUAUCUAUUGGUAUUAAUGUCUUGUGAAGUUUCACCUUGGAGGAAUACAAUGAAACAGGCAAUUUUCUUUUGAGGAAGUCUGUGGUUUAGAAUAUUUCGAUUAAGACUUGAUCUUCCUGCAAUCCUUGCACUUUUUUUGUGCUUGGGGACAUAAAGAUUGCAGAAUCAAGGUGGCAACAUUCACUGAUGCAAACAGCAGCUUUGUAUUGGAGUUCUUUAGAGUUGGUGAAUUGUAAUUGGUAAUUAUAUAGAUAUCUUCAUGUAACUUGCUGCAUCAUUUUUAAUUUGAGAUGGAUUCAAUCUGAAGAUUCAGUUAUAGCAUACAAGUGUUUCUUUUUUGAUUUUGUUACCUGGAAACUUUGUGCGUGCACUUUGUGUAUAUGGAAUUUCCGAUUCCUUUUAGAUAUGUCAUUGUGCAAAGGCAGUCUUCAUACCUUCACAGCACAGUGUAAAUAUUUUGAGAGGUUAUAUGGGAAUGUUUUUGUUUUCAAACUGUAAAUAAAUGUGUAAAUUACGUCUUUUCAUAGAA